Rhizophagus irregularis DAOM 181602=DAOM 197198 is the source of this 360-nucleotide messenger RNA. RefSeq lists its product as uncharacterized. NCBI's taxonomy places the organism in Eukaryota, Fungi, Glomeromycota, Glomeromycetes, Glomerales, Glomeraceae. The record is from RefSeq and is a predicted model, not a curated record.
AUGAUUUUAAAAUUAUUAUGUGAUUCUUUACCUCCUAAUUUAUGUUAUUUAGAUUUAAAUCUUGUGGUUAAUCCUGAUGAUUUAAAAUUACUUUUCGAUAAUUGUGAUCAAAUUGAUCUUAAAAGAUUAUUAAUUAGAAAUAGAAGUUCUCAUAAUUUAGAUGUUACUUUAAAUGUUAUAAAAGAUUUUAUUAAGAAUAAGAAUUUGAAUUAUUUAUCCUAUUCUAUUAGAAAUGAUUCUAAAUUUCGAAAUAAUUUGGAAUUUUUAUUUAAAGAAAUUCAAUCAUUUGUUAAAAUUAAGAAUUAUUAUGAUUUAACUAUUAAAUUAGAUAAUAUUGGUAAUAUAAAAUUCAAUUAUUGA